Molecule: messenger RNA, 857 nt
Organism: Impatiens glandulifera
Lineage: Eukaryota; Viridiplantae; Streptophyta; Magnoliopsida; Ericales; Balsaminaceae
Product: 60S ribosomal protein L18-2
Exons: 5
Coding region: 94-660 (188 amino acids)
Biological process (GO): translation
Cellular component (GO): cytosolic large ribosomal subunit; ribosome
Molecular function (GO): structural constituent of ribosome; RNA binding
Source: RefSeq, a predicted model, not a curated record
CCUGAAAAUGCAUCAUCAAUAUAAAUUUUCAUCUGAACAUAUUCACCAUAAGAAGCAGGAGCAGCGGCGGCGGGAGCAGGAGCAGCGGCGGCGAUGGGUAUCGAUUUGAAAGCCGGUGGCAAGAGCAAGAAGACGAAGCGUACAGCUCCAAAAUCACAGGAUAUCUAUCUCAAGCUCAUUGUUAAGUUGUAUCGUUUCCUCGUACGAAGAACUGGUAGCAAGUUCAAUGCUGUUAUCUUAAAGAGGCUCUUUAUGAGCAAGAUUAACAAAGCCCCAAUUUCCCUGUCAAAAUUGGCCAAGUUCAUGACAGAUAAGGAGGGGAAAAUUGCUGUAGUGGUUGGAACCAUUACAAAUGAUAUUCGGUUAAGUGAAGAUGUGCCUGCUAUCAAGGUGACAGCUUUGAGGUUUACUGAAAGAGCUAGGGCUAGGAUUGAGAAGGCUGGUGGUGAAUGUUUGACAUUUGAUCAGCUUGCUUUAAGAGCCCCUCUUGGACAAAACACGGUGCUUUUGAGAGGUCCUAAGAACUCUCGCGAAGCGGUUAAGCAUUUUGGCAGGGCUCCUGGUGUGCCACACAGCCAUACCAAGCCUUAUGUGCGAUCGAAGGGAAGGAAGUUUGAGAAGGCUAGAGGAAGAAGGAAGAGCAGGGGUUUUAGAGUUUGAGUUGAUUGUUAUAAUUUCCAAAUUGGUUGUCUUUCUAUUGAGAGAAGGGUCAUCCUAUUAUUUUUGUUUGCUGUUCCUGUUUUGUUGGACAUAAUGGUUUGUUACUUCAAUAUUCUUCUUGAACAUUAUAAAAGGAUUGAAUUCUCAAGUGUUUUGGACAAUUUAUUGGUAUUUAUAGAGUUUUACUUGUUAUUAAU